AUGCUUCCGCCCUGGCUACUUGCUGCGUGCGCCGUGCCGAUUGUGCUGGUAUUGUACAAAUCCAUAAACGACGGCAUGUUCACUGGAUCCACGGCUGUCGAUGAGCUGCGAUCUUACUUGGAGAAGCUCGAGGCAGCGAAUGACAUGGCCGAAGUGUUCUUGAAUCGGAUGUGGGACCGUGCACUCGAAGCACCGAUUGAAGCAACCGCGGGCCGCACGAACUUCACCGUGAUCACAGUAGACACCGACAAGCCAAGUGACUUUGCAAUGCUGGGUCCUGGAAAUGUCGCUGUAAUCAAUGUGGGCGCCGGCCAGAUGUGGAAUUCCUGGUAUGACAAGCCCCGCCUCUACCAGAAGUAUCUGAAGAAGUUCGCUGUUGACUUUCCCGAUCGCAUCGUGAUUCUCGCUGAUGGCUACGAUACAAUUUUCGGCGGCUGCUCUGAGGAUCAGCUGCUGGAAUCUUUCCGGAAGAUUCGCGAUGUCAGCCAGGCAAAAGUGGUGUGGGGUGCUGAAAACUGCUGCUUUCCAUGGAGCGACACCUGCAACUGGUACGGAAACUUCACUCAACGGCAAGCUUCUUCACUUCAGGUUUUCGGCAUGACAGAAUCGUAUGGAAUCUACGGAGACUGCAGGCGAUGCCGGGACCUGGAAAUCCCAGGAUAUGACUCCUUCUGCUCAUCGCCACCGGCAUACCAGCACUUGAACAGCGGCUUUCUGAUGGGAGAGGCCUCGCAUGUGCUUUCCGCUGUGAACCUUUGGGUCAAGCUGUACAACAACUUCAACGAGACUGACCCAGAUCAGCUGGUGGCCAGCGAGGCCUUGUUCAAUCAGCCGGACUUGAUGACUUUGGACUACUCUGGACGGCUGGUAUUGACGAUCGGCAACAUAGUCGAAACAUCAAUUCCACGACUGCUGAGUAUCAGGAACGGAACACUCUACAACCAUGUAACGGAGGCUCCACAGUGCUUCGUUCAUGGAGCUGGGCCAGGCAAAGUCUUCCUGGCCCACGUCCUAAAGAUGCUGCAGAGCAGGGUAGACUAG
Messenger RNA from Symbiodinium necroappetens, 1041 nucleotides. The record is from the annotation of a GenBank genome assembly. NCBI's taxonomy places the organism in Eukaryota, Dinophyceae, Suessiales, Symbiodiniaceae.